AUGUCAUCUCCAAACAACGCCCCUCAAGCCCAGGCUAUGAACAAUGAUAUCAUUUCGGGAUCUGCUUCCCAUGGCCACCGCUUCCUGAUUCCUAGUCCGAUACCUACCCGCAGGUCCAGGACCUUCUCAGCUUCCGAGCGGGCAGAGAAAGGGCCAUUAUUUCAUGGAACGGUGAAGACAUUUUGUCGACAGAUAGGCCAUGGGUUUAUUCAGCCCCAGGAUGGAUCGGACACCUUAUUUGUACACAUAUCAGACAUUGAUGGUGAAUACGUUCCAAAAGAGGGUGAUGAGGUGACCUACAAGACAGUUCUAAUUCCUCCCCGGAAUGAGAAGAUUCAAGCUGUGCAUGUGAAGAUCACUCACCUCAAACCAGGAGUCUCUCAUGAAAAAUGGGACUCGCCUCCUCAGUAA
Molecule: messenger RNA, 411 nt
Organism: Haliotis rufescens (red abalone)
Lineage: Eukaryota; Metazoa; Mollusca; Gastropoda; Lepetellida; Haliotidae
Product: calcium-regulated heat-stable protein 1-like
Exons: 3
Coding region: 1-411 (136 amino acids)
Biological process (GO): regulation of mRNA stability
Cellular component (GO): cytoplasm
Molecular function (GO): mRNA 3'-UTR binding
Source: RefSeq, a predicted model, not a curated record